This is a messenger RNA of Centruroides sculpturatus (bark scorpion), 989 nucleotides long. Its product is annotated as enkurin-like. The coding region runs from base 118 to 936 and encodes 272 amino acids. Gene Ontology annotation, cellular component: acrosomal vesicle. The transcript is spliced from 5 exons. The record is from RefSeq and is a predicted model, not a curated record. NCBI's taxonomy places the organism in Eukaryota, Metazoa, Arthropoda, Arachnida, Scorpiones, Buthidae. Gene Ontology annotation, molecular function: calmodulin binding.
UACUAUAUUAUUGAUCUAUGGCAGAUUUUCAUAAAUAAUAACUAUUGUUUUACUCUACUAUUGUUGCUAAGGCGACAUUGACAAUAUCCGUCAGUUGUUUGUUUAUAUAUUCGUAAAAUGCAUCACAUACCCGUUAUCUACGUCAAACCAGAUGAGAUUAUUAAAGAUUCUCCAAACAAGGAAAGUAUUUAUCGAAUUAUAAAAUCGGCGCCUCCUAUUGAAAAGAAAGAAAAAAGAUAUGUUUCAAAAUACAAAGAUAUAGUGAAAAGAGAGUAUUUCAAUAAGAUCGGUUUAAAUCAUACCAUGGGAUACGAGAAAGUACCUUUGCCGUCACCACAGAAUUUUUUAAAAAAGCAUAGUAAAGAACCGGUGUUACCUCCAAGAAAACUAUUCAAGUAUCCAGAAAGUCGUAGAAAACCUAUGAUAUCAAUUGGCAUUUCACCCACAUCAGAUUUACCAGUUAAAAAUUUUUUAGUAGAAAAUGUACGAAACGCUAUUCAAAUGACACCACCAAAAUUAAUUCCUAGACAAGUAGAUAAUAGAUUCGGAGAUUGCAUGGAAUUGGAAUCAUCUGGAUUGUUACCUAAAUAUUUUAGAAAAAAAGAAUACGGAUUAAUUCCUAAGUAUUUGAUUAAAAGAAACCACGAUUUAUUAACAUCGGAGAUGAUGAUUAACAAAUAUAUUAAUAAAGAAUAUCAAAAAGGCGAUCUUCCGAAAAUAACAGAAAAUGAAAGGGAAUCUGUUUUAAGAGGGUUAAGAAACAACUGGAAUAAACUAAAUAGUAUUUAUUUGUCUUUGCCUCUGGUUCCCGACACAUUGAGAAAAAUAUGGACCAAGGAAGAGUUGGAAAGACGUUUGGGACAAUUGGAACGAGAUAUAGAUUUAAUCAGUAAAUUCGAAGAUAUACGUAUUGCUCCAUCCGAAAAAAAUCAUUAAUUUUUUUAUAUAUCAAAAUUGUUAUGAAAAUUACUUUGUACAAUUAAUUAUUA